AUGUCUUCCGACAUCCCUGACAUGCUUGUUCGUGGUCGAAGGGAAUUGGUGUGUGGCGAAGUUGUAAAGGCUGUAGAGACAUUCCAAAUUGAGAAUGGCGACCUGCAUGAAAGUCUUGCUGAGCCAAAUCUUCUAUAUGGCACUGCCCUUUUAGAACUCGCUCGUAUGGAGAGCACUGUAUUAGGUAACGCGCUUGAGGGUGUACCCGAAGAAGAAACUGCAUGCGAUGAUGAAGACUUCAUAGAGGAGUGCCAGCCAAUGACAGGCAAGCAGUCAAUUCAUAAUACUUUUAUUUCAGAAACCGAAAAAGAGGACCUUUCAGAUCAGGUCAUUGAUGCAAUGUGUGAACCAGAAAAAGAUACCGAAGAGUCUGCAGCUAAGCAAGACAGCGAUACGCCUGAUCAGCCUAAAGAGGAGGUUACGGCUUCCGAAUCCGGUGAUCAGGUUAAAUGCGAAACUGAGAUUAAUCCUACUGCCAAUGAUGAUCCAGAUAGUGGUCUAAAGUCCGAAGAAAGUAUUAACAAUACAGAAGUAGAUGAAAAAGUUGAUGCUCAGGAAGGAAGUGAAGAAAAUUCUCCAGAUACUUCUAAAAUUGAGGGAGAUACAGAGGAAGAAGAUGAAGUUGAUGAGGAUUCACAAAGCGAAGAAGUAACUAAUCUACAGCUGGCAUGGGAGUGCAUAGAAGUGUCUAAACAAAUUUUUGCAAAAUGCGAUAGCACUGAGAGUCAACUCAAGGUUGCUGAUUGUCUUGAAAAACUUGCUGAAAUAAGCAGGGAAAAAGAAGACUAUGAAAAAUCUAUAUCUGAUCUCGAGGAGUCGCUUAGUAUUCGGUUGAAGCUCCUGAAAAAGAACGACCGUCUCGUCGCUGAAUCUCACUACCAAAUUGGUACGACUUAUGCUGUAUCGGGAGACCUAGAUGCUGCUCUUGAUGCCUUUAAAAAGACAUUAUCUUGUCUUAAAUCAUUAGAUGAGCAAACCAAGUUGAAGCUUGAUGAACUGGAAAAGGAGGAUAGUUCGGACAAAUCUGAUAAGGACGCCUUAAAAGAGACUUUAUCUGAUCUUGUGGAUAUAAUUCCUGACAUAGAGAACCGCAUAGCAGAGAUAGAAGAAGACAGGCUUGAGGAAAAAAUGAUUACAUCUUCUAAGGAUGAAGUCAAACCAUCUACUCAUGCUCAAUCCUCUACAUCUGAUAUUACACAUCUUGUUAGAAGGAAGAUAAAGCGUCCAUCUUCAGAUGCAGAUGUCGGUUCUCAUCUAAAUGGUUCUUCCUUAACUAAUGGCCACAUCGAUCUGGCCGUUGACGAUACAAAAAUUGAUGAUGAGCCAUUAAAAAAAGAACCUGCAACGAAGAAAGUCAAGCUAGACGUUGAAUUAAUUGAAAAGCCAGACACCGUUGCCGACGAAGAUGUAAAUGGAAAGGCUCUGCAAAUUGGCCCUUGA
Messenger RNA from Protopolystoma xenopodis, 1440 nucleotides. NCBI's taxonomy places the organism in Eukaryota, Metazoa, Platyhelminthes, Monogenea, Polystomatidea, Polystomatidae. The record is from the annotation of a GenBank genome assembly.